This is a messenger RNA of Rotaria socialis, 405 nucleotides long. The record is from the annotation of a GenBank genome assembly. NCBI's taxonomy places the organism in Eukaryota, Metazoa, Rotifera, Eurotatoria, Philodinida, Philodinidae.
AUGCAUCAGAUAUCAGCAGAGAAACAUAGAUUAUCUCCUCAUGGUGGUCUAUUUGGAUUUCAUGUUAACAAUUUUUUUGUACAUACCGAACAAGACAACGCUUGGAAUAGUGACUGGUGUAGUUUUUAUCUCGAAAAACGUUUAAAAACAGUUUUACUGAGAAUGAAAUGUGACACUGAUCUUAUUAACCAUUAUGACAAAAAUAUGGAGUUGAUUCUACUUUGCGAUCGACUCAUUCCAUACGUACCAUGGUUCCUCAACACAGCUCAAGCUCAAAUUCAACUGUGUCUUCUUCAUGGUGAUUUUAAUGGCAGAAAUUGGUCUAUCGACGAAAACGAUAACUUGGCCAUGUUUGAUGGUCCAUACGAAGUUGACAUAUAUCCAAUGCCUCAUACAUUCAUUUAA